Aspergillus clavatus NRRL 1 is the source of this 981-nucleotide messenger RNA. RefSeq lists its product as uncharacterized. The record is from RefSeq and is a predicted model, not a curated record. The coding region runs from base 1 to 981 and encodes 326 amino acids. Lineage: Eukaryota; Fungi; Ascomycota; Eurotiomycetes; Eurotiales; Aspergillaceae. The transcript is spliced from 2 exons.
AUGUCCGACGAUGAAUGGGAGUAUGACGACGAGGACAUCUUUUGGAUUGAGGAGCCAGAUCCGACCCUCGCUGAUGACCUAGCCGAAGCCACUACAUACGAUGCGCUGUACUUCGACGACCCUUCCCUCGACGUAGAGGAUAUCUACAGCGACUGGGACGAAAUGUCCGACGAUUACUACGAUGAUGACCCCACGGAGGAACGGAGACGACGAGUCCUGAAUGCCAUCAAGAGCAACGAGAACGGCGCUGCACAAACACAGAAAUCUCUAGUACGCCAACCAUCACGCCAAGUCGUCGCCGGAGACCUUCCGCGCGUGAAAACGGACCAUACCUCCUUCCAAGCUGUGGUGUGGCGAACCUUAGGCGAUGAGAAGGAUUCCGUUGACUUCUACGAGCCAGGCGAUGGCGAGAAAGUGGCCUUGCUGAAGAACUGGCGCGAAGUGUUCCGGAACUCGCAUCCUGUGAUUGAUCGGCUGCGGUUGCGGAAGAUGGGUCAUCUCGCGUCGGACACGGACCGCAGCCGGCCACGCAUCAUCGACGAUCUCCUGCAGAGGGAAGCCCAGAAAGAGGACAGCUCCGACUCCACGUCCGGUAUCACGUCGCUGGAUGCCCUCCGCGAGACGGAUGCUGGUUCCGACAAUACACUGAGUUCGACUCCUCUGGACGCUGAGUCGCCGGCUCCGCCGCAUAUCGCCAAGGUGAUUGAUUCAGCCUCCACGGUGCUUGAAAUAGCCCACGACAGGCUAAAAUUGGAUGAUCUGGAAAUGGGUGAUUCGGCGAAUGAGGUCGACCAGCCUCUCUCUCCCGCCAAGGGGAACAGAAAACGCAAGGCAUCUGAGUCUGUCGGAGAAGGACCGGACAAGGCCGUGGAUCAUUCGAAGCGAUUGAAGCCCCAGAACCAUGUCGUAGACAAACCCGGCAGAGGGGCAUUACCUGCUCAAACACGAAGUUCAACCAGACAGAAGGCAAACCAGAAGUGA